AUGGACCACGAACAAUUCAAGCAAGCGGCUCAUUCAGCUAUUGAUGACAUUAUCAACUACUUUGAUAGCGUCCCAGAGCGCAGAGUGAUUCCAGACAUUGAGCCAGGAUAUCUCCGCCCAUUGAUCCCAGAAAGCCCACCAGAUGAGCCCGAAAACUGGGCUCAGAUCCAAGAAGAUGUCGACAAGAAGAUCAAGCCAGGCAUCACUCAUUGGCAAUCUCCCAACUUCAUGGCCUAUUUCCCCGCCUGCGUGACAUACCCCAGUCUUUUGGGCGAGAUGUACUCCGCAACUUUCACAGCCCCAGCCUUCAACUGGCUCUGCUCGCCCGCCUGCACAGAGCUGGAAACCAUCGUCAUGGACUGGGUUGCCAAAGCACUGGCUCUACCGGAGUGCUUCCACAGCGCAUCCGAGACCCACGGUGGCGGCGUAAUUCAAAACAGUGCCAGCGACGCAAUUGCGACGGUCAUCGUUGCUGCGCGCGAAAGGCGCGUGCGGGAAAUCCUUCUCUCGGAAGGACUAGAGGAUGGUUCCCCCGAGUAUGAAGAUCGCAAGUUCGAUGUCCAGAGUAAGCUCGUGUCGAUCGCGAGUGAUCAAACGCACAGCAGUGCUGCCAAGGGUGCUUUGGUUGCCGGUACUCGGUUCCGAAGUGUCACUACUAGACUCGAAGAUAACAUGGAAAUGACGGCCUCGGGGCUGCGAGAAGUUUUGGAGAAGUGUGACCGCAGCGGUCUCACCCCGUAUCAUCUGACAAUGACUUUGGGAACGACCAACUGCUGCAGUGUAGAUCGAUUUGCGGAGAUCAAGGCUGUGCUGCAGGAGAAGCCCGCGUGGCAACGCAUCUGGGUCCACGUUGAUGCGGCGUACGCGGGUGCGUCGCUUGUGGCGGAUGAGUUGCAGUACAUUACCAAGGACUUUGCGGAAGGUGUUGAUAGUUUCAACACGAAUAUGCACAAGUGGCUUUUGGUGAAUUUCGAUGCUAGUGUUCUCUUCGUUCGGAAUCGUCUAGAUCUCACUGAUGCACUGGAUAUCACACCGGUGUAUCUACGGAACCCGUACUCGGACCUAGGCACCGUGAUCGAUUAUCGCAAUUGGUCCAUUUCUCUCGGGCGACGAUUCCGCGCACUGAAGAUCUGGUUCGUGAUGCGGACCUACGGUCUCAAUGGCAUGAAAGCACACAUUCGCAAGACCAUCGGUCUCGGUGAUUUGUUCGCUGAUCUCGUGCGCGGUCGCCCCGACUUGUUCGAGAUUGUCACUAAGCCAGGCUUCGCGCUGACCGUCUUCCGCGUGAAAACCCCGGCCACCCCGGCAGCCGAUGAAUCUACUGGGUGUGUGUCUCGGGAUGAGGCGGCGAACAGCGUGACCAAGAAGAUUUAUGAGCUCAUCAACUCUCGCGGCGAGAUCUUCAUCACCGGAACAGUGGUUGACGGUGUCUAUGUUAUCCGCGUGGUCAGUGCCAACACUAUGGCGGAAGAGAAGUAUAUCCGCAACGCAUUUGACAUUGUGGUUCGGACAACAGAGGAAGUGCUUAAAGAGCAAUAG
Penicillium brevicompactum is the source of this 1539-nucleotide messenger RNA. RefSeq names its product putative aromatic-L-amino-acid decarboxylase. The transcript is spliced from 3 exons. The record is from RefSeq and is a predicted model, not a curated record. Gene Ontology annotation, biological process: amino acid metabolic process. Gene Ontology annotation, molecular function: carboxy-lyase activity; pyridoxal phosphate binding. Bases 1 to 1539 code for a protein of 512 amino acids. Lineage: Eukaryota; Fungi; Ascomycota; Eurotiomycetes; Eurotiales; Aspergillaceae.